GCGUGUUUACGUGGAGAGGAAGAUGGCGGCGCCGGUGGCCCUGCCACGGCAGCUGUCGUUGCUGUGAGGCGGGACAGAGACAGGACUGCGGUCGUGUGCGCCCCUGCUGAGGGGAAGGGGCAGGGUGGACCUCGCCUCCCGCCGCUGAUAACAUUCUGCUCUCCCGUAUAGGCGCCAUGGAGGACGAGGAGCGGCUGAAGAAGUUGGAGGCUGGGAAAGCCAAGCUUGCCCAAUUCAGGCAGCGGAAGGCACAAACUGACGGUCAGAAUGGAUCAAAGAAGCAGAAAAAGAAGAAGAAACCAGCAAACAUCAAAGAUGAAGAAUCAAUACAAGGUGGGAUUGAUACUGAUCGAUCUCGAGGUGAUGAAACGUCCUCAUGCAGCAGCUGGAGGGAAGCAGAUGCUACUGCUGACUUUGCUAUUAUUAGAACUUUGCAUAGUGGAGAAAUUAUCAGACACAACCAGACUUACACUAUUGAGCCGGAAAGUGAAAUUUCCACCACAGUAGAAGAUUACAGUUCUGAGGUAAAUGGUUGCAGUUUUGUGACAAGAACAGCUAUACCUGCAGACUUAAUCAGGGAAGAAGAAUUUGGAGAGAUUUGUUCUGAGCAUGGAAUGCAGCACUCCAACAUGCAGCUAGAGGUGAUGGAGAAUGAAUUGGCUGGGAAACAGCAAGAGAUUGAAGAGCUAAACAGAGAGCUAGAAGAAAUGAGGGCAGCAUAUGGUACAGAAGGAUUGCAACAGCUGCAAGAAUUUGAAGCUGCUAUCAAAAAAAGAGAUGACAUUAUCACUCAGCUCACUACUAACCUACAGCAGGCACGGAAAGAAAAGGAUGAAACUAUGAGGGAGUUCUUAGAGCUUACUGAACAAAGUCAAAAACUGCAAAUCCAGUUUCAGCAUUUGCAGGCAAGUGAAGCCCUAAGGAACACCAGCCAUAGUUGCACAGCUGCUGAUUUAUUGCAAGCCAAGCAACAGAUACUUUCACAUCAGCAACAGCUGGAAGAACAAGAAUGUCUGCUGAAGAAUUAUCAAACAAAGAAUGAAGAAUGUGAAGUGCAGAUUGCGUGUCUUCAAGACAAAAUCACAACAUAUGAGCUGGAAAUACACAAAAACGAGGGAGAAGAUUUGAGUAAACUGCAAGAAAAAGAAGCAUUAGUUGAAGAGCUGGAAGCAAAACUUGGAGAAGAAGAAAAAAAGUCAUUUCAGCUUAAGGAAAAAUUAUCAGAUGUCAGUAAAUUACUUGAAGAAUUGAAAGAACAGAUUUCACUAAAGAACCAGGAGAUAAGUAAUAUGAAAGUUGAACUUACCAUCUACAAACAGAAAGAAAGGCAAUGUUCUGAUGAAAUAAAACAAUUAAUGGGAACUGUGGAAGAAUUACAGAAACGAUGUUAUAAAGACAGCCAGUCUGAAGCUGACAUUGUGCAAAGAAUGGAAUUAGAAACACAAAGGAGACUGGCACAACUUCAGGCUGAAUUAGAUGAAAUACAUGGCCAGCAGAUUGUACAAAUGAAGCAAGAAUUAAUUAAGCAACAUGCAAUGGAAAUAGAACAGCGUCUUUUGCAACAAAAAGUAGAAUUGGAGAAAACUUCAAGUCUGUGUUUGAAUGAGAAUGUUAAUAAAGAUCAAAUGCAUUUAAUGAAUAUUAAGAUUAAUGAAUUGAGUAUGAAAUUGCAAGAUGCUGAUAACGAAAGGGAAAAAAUAAAGCAAGAAUUGUCACAACGGAUGGAAGUAAUUUCAGCAGAGAAGUCUCUUCAGCAAACCAAAAUUGAAGAUCUUUUACAAGAACUGAAUUUUUCAAGAGAGCAAGUUCAAAGAGCCAAACAAACUAUAGUGGAUAUGGAAUGUAGAUUAAAUGAAGCUGAAAAAUACCAGUUUUUGAUUGAAGAUUUAAAAAUUCAGCUGACUUCUGCCUCUGAAUUUAGGAAGGAAUUGGAAUUAAAACAUGAGGCAGAAGUCACAAAUUACAAAAUAAAACUUGAAAUGCUAGAAAGGGAAAAGGAUGCAGUUUUGGACAGGAUGGCAGAAUCACAAGAAGCAGAAUUGGAGAGAUUGAGAACAAAGCUUCUGUUUAGUCAUGAAGAGGAACUUUCCAGACUUAAAGAAAACUUAGAAAAAGAGCACAUGGUGAACAUGGAAAGCCUUAAAGAUAACUUGAAUAUGCACCAUAAACAGCAGUUAGAUGAGAUACAAAAUGCAAUGAGCCAAAAGAUAGACGCCAUGCAAUAUGAAAAGGACAACUUAAUCACAAAGCAAAAUCAGUUGAUACUAGAGAUUUCAAACCUAAAAGAUUUGCAGCAGUCUGUUGUAAAUUUGAAAUCUGAAGAAAUGACACUUCAAAUCCAUGAGCUGCAGAAGGAGAUUGAAGUGCUUAGACGAGAGGAAAAAGAAAAAGGUACCCUUGAACAAGAAAUUCAAGAGCUGCAGCUUAAAACUGAGUUGAUGCAGGAACAGAUGAGAGAGAGAGAAGAUAGUCUUAAAAAAAAAUGUUCAGAACUUGAAAGACAAAAUAACCUUCUUAAGGGGGAAAACAAAACUCUGGAAGAGAAAUUAAAAAGCAUGUUAGUAAACUCUGAAGAAAAUGUUAUUUUGAACAGCAGUGUUUGCUCUAACUCAGAAAAUUUGGACUUGCAAAAAAGAAUAGAAGAGCUGAUUACUGAAAAUGAGCAACUUAAAAACCAAAACAGUCAACUCCAAGAGGAUACAGAAAGGCAGAAGAGUGCCUUUGCAUUCACUGAGAAAAAGCUUGAAGAUAAUUAUAGAGAGCUGCAGAAAGAAUGUGCAGCUCUUCUGAAAGCAAAAACUGAGUUAGAAGAGAACAAGAAUAAGCAGGAAGCCGAAUAUAAAAACGAACUCAAAGCUUUGAAUGAAAAAUUUCACUACUUGCAAAGCAAUAGAUCAGUUUUAUUUAAGACUAAAACUUCUGGUUUUGAAGGGAGUAAAGAAACCAGGGUGUCCAGGGCAAACGUAUUUGAGACUGGAGAAGUUGUUGAGAAAGAUGCGAUGGAACUUAUGGAAAAGCUUGAGGUUACCCAGCGUGAGAACCUGGAAUUAUCCCUGAGACUUUCUGAUCUCUCUGAACAGUUGAAGUCAAAGCAUAGUGAAACUUGUCAUUUGACUGAAAAAGUUAAAUCCUUAAAAGAUGAGAAAGAACAAGUUCUAGCAAAAUGUAAAGAACUAGAAGUCAUAAUUAGCCAUGCUCAGAGAGGAAAUAGUAGUAGUAAUGACCCUAAGACAAAAUGCUCUAAAGGAAAUGCUCUAAAGACUGCUGCCGCAGCAUCUCAAAGUAGAAAUAAAAUCCCUGAUCCAAGGAAUAUAGUUGAUGAAGGAAUAAAUGUAAGAGGAAAUCUAGUUUCAGGUAAAAAUAUCAGUCAUGAGGUAGCAAAGAGAAAGGAAGUUGAACAAAUUUUGAAACCAGAACAACAGUCUCUUGUCGAACAUUUGCAUGGGAUGACAGACAGACUGACAGAUGAAACAUCGUUAGUAGCCAUUACGCAGAGUGAAAAUAAUAAUCUUCAGGAGCAAGUGGAUGCCUUAAAAUCAGAACAGACUGAUUUACAGCUACAGAUGGAAGCACAACGCAUUUGCCUAUCCCUGGUUUAUUCAGCUCACGUAGACCAGGUUCGUGAGUACCUGAAAGCAGAAAAAGAGAGUGCACUUUGCAGUCUUAAAGAGGAGCUUGUACGUAGACAUCUACAAGAGAUGAAUGAUCUUAAAAAAAUGCAUCAGCUGGAGCUCCAGACCUUGAAAAUUCAUCAAGCAGAUGAUGAAGUCAAAUCUACGCAAAGACUUAUAGAAAAGCUGAAUGAAGCUGUAACUGAGGAAUGUUACAAGUUUGCUCAGGUCAAAGCGCCAUGGCUGUCAUCUUUAGAAAGGAGGAAAGAAGAGGAACCUAGCCAUCUGGAAACAAGAAAUGAAUGUCUCCAGACCCCUUCACAGGGUCUAAUGGAUCCUACAAUUCAAGAAUACUGUUUGAAGGAGAUAAGGAGCCUUAAAACACAGCUUGAAGAACAGCAUGCUCAAGAACUGGAACACCUCAGGUCCUAUUUCCAACAGCAGCUGAAAGAAAGUGAAGAGAGAUACACUAUAGAGAUUGUCCAUUUGCAGGAUAAGCUUCAGAGUGCUGCGGUACCCUCUGACCACACGAGUGUAUCCACAGAUUCACAAAUAAAACUAAAACAAGCAUUCAGGGAAAGGAAGUUCAGUGAAAAUCUUCAUCAGCAAAAAGCAGAUGAAGCACCGGAGUGUGCUGGUGAAACUGAAAUGCAGAAUGAUCUGGAUGUUGUUCAGUUGCUAGAAAAACAGUACCAGGAAAGAUUAGAAGAAGAAAUAGCAAAGGUCAUUGUGUCAAUGAGUGUAGCAUUUGCCAGACAGACUGAAUUGUCGAGAAUUGCUAGGCACAAGGAAGAAGCAGUACUAACACAGAUUGUACAUAAACAGAGAAUGCAUUUUGAAAUUAAAAAGCAACAUAAUGAAGAAGAGGUUGACGACCCUUUUAGAAAAGCAACAGAAGAUGGCAGUAAGCCUGAAGGAGAAUUUAAAUCACUUUGCAAGGAACUCGGUGAAGAGUCUGGAGAGAUCAACUCCCUUGGAGAACAGUUUCAUUGUAAUAGCAAGUCUGAUUGCAUGUUAGGACAGACCACACAUGAUUCAGUGAUUUCUGAAGAACUUUUUUCACAUGUCAAAGGGCUUAUGGCAGAAGAAGCACCGCACUGCAUUGAGAUGAUGGCAUCAGACACAGAAACAUCAAGUCAGCUGUUGUUAUAUGAGGAACGUUUGGAAGACAUGCGACAGGAGCUAGUACGGCAAUACCAGGAACAUCAGCAGGCAACAGAGUUAUUGAGACAAGGGCAUAUGCAGCAAAUGGAACAUCAAAAAGAAAACCAAGAACAACUCUUAGCAGAGAUUGAGAGUCUUAAAGCACAAUUAGCUGAGCAUGUCUCAAUGGAGAAUGACAGCCUGGUUGCAGAGAGAGAGAGAAAGCUUUUAGAGGAACUGGAAUCAUUAAAACAACAUUCUGUAUCCGGAAAAGAGAGGCUGUUUUGUGAGCUACGAAACAGCAGCACACAAACAGAGGAUGAAAAUGAAAACCAAAACGAUGUGAGAGAGCAGAUCUUUGAGGAUGAAGAUGGAGGAAGAAAACAUGGUGAAAUGUCUUCAGCUCUACUUUCUAAAGAAAGGCAUGUUUUGCAGAAGGCUAAUGAGAAACUCAUGAAGAUUCUUUUAGAAGUUGUGAAGACAACUGUGGCCAUGGAGGAGACAAUUGGUCACCAUGUUCUUGGAUUACUGGAUCGGACUGGGAAAGUCCAGCUUUCCAAACCAGCUGGAUGGGACACAGAAACAGAGGAGUCCAUAAAACCCUGUAUCCGUGUGGGAUAUGAAAAAGAGUCCUGUUCUUCAUAUCAUGGUGGUAGCAUGGGAAGUGAUGAAAUUAACAUGUGGGCAGGAGCAACAGAUGAAGGACUACUGAGCCAGCAUCUUGCAGAAAGUGGAGUGGAAAUAGAUCCUGAAAAUGAAGAACUCAUUCUAAAUAUCAGUUCUCGACUACAGGCGGCUGUUGAAAAGCUUCUGGAAGCUAUCAGUGAAACUUCAAAUCAGCUUGAGCAUGCUAAAAUUACUCAAACAGAGCUCAUGCGAGAGUCCUUCAAAAAGCAACAAGAGGCCACAGAAUUUAUGAAGUAUCAGGAAGAAUUACAAGAACGUCUUAAUGAAGAAACCAAAGCCAGAGAGCAGUUGGCCUUGGAGCUUAGUAAAGCUGAAGGCCUUAUUGAUGGUUACGCAGAUGAAAAAGCGUUUCUGGAAAAACAACUCCAGGAAAAAACAGAUGUAAUUGACCAUCUUGAGCAAGAACUACUGUGUACAGGUAACAAAUUGCAGGAGUUAGAGGCUGAACAGCAGCAGAUCCAGGAAGAAAAGGAGUUACUCUCCAGACAGAAGGAUGCCAUGAGAGCAGAUGCGGGGCCAGUCGAGCAGCAAUUGCUGGAGGAAACAGAAAAGCUAAUGAAAGAAAAAAUUGAAGUACAGCGUCAAGCUGAAAAAGAGUAUGAUGACCUUCAGAAGCAAGUGAAAGUCUUGGAAAUAGACUUGGAGGAACAGGUCAACCGUUUCAUAGAGCUAGAGCAAGAGAAAAAUGCAGAACUAAUGGACAUAAGGCAGCAAAACCAGGCUUUGGAGAAGCAACUUGAAAAGACAAGAAAAUUUCUAGAUGAGCAAGCAAUUGACCGAGAGCACGAGAGAGACGUUUUCCAGCAAGAGAUACAGAAGCUGGAACAACAGCUUAAGAUUCCACAAAGGAUUCAGCCUGUCAGUGAACAUCAGAGCAGAGAGGUUGAACAGUUAACAAAUCAUCUAAAAGAAAAAACAGACAAAUGCAGUGAGCUUUUGCUUGCUAAGGAGCAACUUCAGAGAGAUAUAGAAGAGCGAAAUGAAGAAAUUGAGAAACUAGAAUACAGGAUAAGAGAACUGGAACAAGCCUUAAUCAUCAGUGCAGACAACUUGCAAAAGGUGGAGGAAAGGAAACAAUUUGGCACCAUCAUAGUAAAGGGAGAAUUACCUCUUGAAAUACAGCUGCAAGCUGAACGAGAAGCUGUGGACAGAAAGGAAAAGGAGGUCACAAACCUUGAGGAACAACUGGAGCAGUUUCGAGAGGAGCUAGAAAAUAAAAAUGAAGAAAUUCAGCAACUGCACAUGCAACUGGAAAUUCAGCGAAAGGAGUCCACUACACAUUUGCAAGAACUUGAACAAGAGAACAAAUUAUUUAAGGACGAAAUGGAAAUACUGGGACUAGUGAUCCAGAAGUCUGAAGAUGCCACCGUAAAGGACCAUCGCUUAGUGGCUGGGAGGCUCGCUCACGUCAUGCAAGAAAAGGAGCAGGAAAUAGAUCAUCUUCAUGAGCAAAUUGCAAAACUGCAGCGGCAACUUGAAGUCACAACUGACAACAAAGUUAUUGAAGAGCAAAAUGAGCAUAUACGGGAGCUUGAAGCCCAGGUAGAAUGUCUGAAAAGUGAUCAAGAACGUGUCAAGAAAAAAAAUUAUGAGGAAGUAGAGCAGUUGAAUGAUGUAAUUGAAAAGCUUCAGCAGGAGCUGGCAAAUAUUGAGCAAAAAGUACCUGCAGACAUUGGUGCUUUUCAAGAAGAUGCUGACAGUCUGAAGCACACACUUGAAAUGGUUCUGGCAGAAAAAGCAGCUUUGGAGAAACAAGUAGAAGACAUGAAUGUAGAGGCGUCUCGAACAAAGAAUGAGCUUGAGGAAACGAUCUUAAAAAUGAACAAGCUAAAGCAAGAAAUAAGUAUGUUAAAAAAAGAGCAUGAAAGAAUAACAGCGAAGUAUAAGUGUGCACGGAUGAAAGGCGACAGGGAAAAAACACAAGACAGGAGCAAUGGGAAAACUGAAAAAGUGGAUGAAGGCUCAUGUGAGAAGAUAGACUUGCCAGAUCAAACCCAGUGUAGGUCCCCAGAUGAAAAUACAAGAGUCACCAAGAUGGAGGUACAACUGCAGCAACUUCACGCAUGCAUUAAGGAAAAAGAUUCAGAACUGUGCCAGUCCUACAAGGAAAUACAAGACUUGAAAGAGCAAGGCGAAGCUGAAAGAGAAACACUUAAAAAGAAGAUACUAGAACUGGAAAAGGCACUAGUAGAAAAAGUCGCUGCUGCUCUUGUGAGUCAGGUUCAGCUAAAUGCAGUUCAAGAGCAAAGAAAAUUCAUGCAGGAAGUUCAGAAACCUUCAAAAUAUGUGGAGGAAGCAAGUAAGGAUGCCCAAACAGAGAGUUUGAGUAGUAGAACUGAAAACGAGAUGGAAUCAAAAUUAUCACUCUUAACACAGAGGCUUAGUGAGAUGGAGGACCAGCUGGCAACAGUAAAUCAUAACUUGGAGCUAGAAAAAGAAAAUGUAAAAAUUGCACAAAAGGAAGCUAAAGUGAAAGAAGACAGGCUCUUAGAACUUGAGCAAUUAUUAGUAGUAGUUCAAGAAAAACACAAAGGAGAGAUUCAGAAAUGCAUUAAGCAAGAAGAAAUACAGAUGCAUCAGGUAGGAUCACAACUCAUGGAAAGUCAAAAAGAAAAUGUGCUUAUUAAGGAACUCGAACUAGAGGCAGCGGCUGCUAAGGAAGAACUGAGCAGUUACAGAGAAAAGGCAGAAAAACUUCAGCAAGAACUAGCAGUAAAAGAAGCAAGUCUGAUGCAUCUUCAGAAGGACCUGUGCAAAGUCAAAGAGAACCUGGUUCAAGCAGAAGAGAGGCUUGCAAGUUACAUGAGCAAGGACAAGGAAAAGUCCAAACCUGAAAGCAAAAAGGCUGCAGAAGUAUCGUGUGAUUGGUCAACCGGUGAGUCUACUCUGAUUAGAAAAAGCUCAUCGUCACAAACAGACAAGACUGUGGAAGUUGACAGCUGUAUCCAAACUUCACCAGUCCUAGUUAAAAAUGCAGAAAUCCAAAUUGACUUGCAAAAUGGAUGUUCUUCAGAAGAGAUUGCAGAGAUCAUAAGAGAAUUUACUGAAAAAAUCGACCAAAUGCAAGAACUGCAUGCUGCUGAAAUCAUGGACAUGGAGACAAGGCAUAUCUCUGAAUCUGAAGCAUUAAAGAGAGAGAAGUUUGUUGCAGUGCAAGUAUUGACUGAAGAAUGUAAUUCUUUAAAGGAACUCAUAGAAUCUCUACGAGCUAAAGAGGGAAUUCCAGUUUCUGGAUUAGCACGUUCUCCACUGUAUCAAGGUAGAGACGGAGGUUCUAGUGACUCCAGUUCAGACUGGAGUCAAAGAAUGUAUCUUGCUCAGACCCAGGAAUCUGACACGAUAUCUGAAGGAAUAGAUGAAGGUGAAACUUCAACAGAUUUACUUCCAAAAAAAAUUAAGGGUUUGCUGAGAGCAGUCCAUCAUGAAGGCAUACAGGUGCUGUCUCUCACUGAAUUUCCAUGUGGUGAGAGAGAGAUGCCACCUCUUAAGCAAGAGCCAGGGUCUUGGCUUGAGGAACGGAAGGCUUUUCUAAGCACCGUUUCAUCUUUGAAAGACCUGAUUGCAAAACUGCAGCUUCAUAGAGAAGCUGAGAUUUAUGCUGAAUCUCCGGAAGGCAGCUCAGACUGGCGAGGAGAACUUCUGCAAGCUGUUCACCAGCUUUUUGUGAGGGAACAAAAUGUUCUUCUUGCUGCAUUUCAAACUGAACUGGCAGAACUGGGCGUAAGAGACGCAGUGACGUUGAUGAAUCAGUUAGAGCACAGACUACAAGAGCAGGCCACUAACCAGAGAGCAGCAAUGGACUAUCUUCAAAGCGCAGACAGAAGAAGUUUGCUGAUGGAGAUUCAAGUGUUACAUGCUCAGAUGAACAGUAAGAAAAAUAAUCCAAAGAGAGAACAAGAGAUUGAUUCAAAAAGCCAAGAAAUGCUGGAGUAUAAUAUGCAGCAGAAGCAGUCACAGAUACUGGAGAUGCAAGUGGAGCUUCGGAGUACAAAGGACAGAGCAGCUGAGCUUCAGGAGCAGCUGAAUUCAGAGAGAAUGGUGGGUGCUGAGCUGAAGAAUGAACUGGCACAAGCCAAACUGGAGCUUGAAACAACACUUAAAGCACAGCACAAGCACUUCAAGGACCUAGAAACCAUCAGGACUGAAGUUAAAGAAAAAGCAGCUGAGCUAGAUAUUCUCAAGGAUACCAUGGCCAGCGAACAGAGAAAAUCGAGAGAGCUACAGUGGGCUUUGGAAAAGGAAAAAGCUAAAAUGGAACGCAGUGAGGAAAGAGGAAGAGAAGAGCUUGAGGAUUUAAAAUUUUCACUUGAAGAUCAAAAACAAAGGAACUUGCAGUUAAUUAAACUUUUGGAGCAAGAGAAACAGCUGUCAACUGAUCUGCAGCAGAAAAUUGAAUCCCAAAAAGCACUCAGUGCUGCCCAGCUGUCACGUGAACAAGGCCGUAAUUCUGAGUUGCAGGUGCUUCUUGAAUCAGAGAAGGUUCGAGCUCUUGAAAUAAGCAGUGCCCUAGAAAGGGAAAAAGAGCUAUGUGCUCAGCUUCAAAGGGCCGAAGAUAAGGGACAAGCUGGAACACCUAAUCCAUCUGAGGAAUUACUUAAAGAGCUACAGAAACAAAUGGAUGAAAAGCAUGACCGUAUAGUGGAGUUAGUAAGUGAGAUGGAGAAGUACAAACUGGAAUCUGUGCAAGUGAGACAGCAAAUGGAAAAGGAAAGGCAGAUCCAGAGGAAAGCAUUGCAAGCAGAACAAGAUGCUAACAUAAUAGCACAGAAGAAACUCCAUGAACUGGAAUCCAAAGUAGAAGACCUUCAGUGGCAACUUGGAGAAAAGAAGCAAGAAGUUCAUAAAUUAGGGAAUGAAACAAAGAAGUUGCAGGAAAUAGUCCAAGAACUACAGAAAAAAGAGCAGGAGAAUGAAGGAAGAAAGGAAGCCGAAAGGACGCCAAGCCACAAUCCAAACGAGAAUACCUGGGACACGCCCAAUGAGAGAACAAGGAAUUGGGUUCUCCAGCAAAAAAUGGAAGGAGCUGAGACAAAUGAAUCAACCUACCCCACGCUGAUGGGAGGAGGAGAUCUCUCUGCUGCUACUGAAAUUCUGGAAAAUGUCAGACAGAAGCUGCAAAACGCAUCUCCAAAGCUGAAGCAGUUGGCUCGGAAAGCUGCCAGCAGAUUACAGUUUGAAACAGCAGAUGAUCAAGACUUCAUUGUGAUACAAAAUGCUAUUGAUGGAGUUAUUUCAGAGCUGCAAAAACUGCCAGGAUUGUCCUGUCUGGAAGAGCUGAAGCUGGGGCUGCCACACGGGACUCCGUCUGGCUCAUUGACUGAGAGGCUGCUGAGACAGAACGCUGAGCUGACGGGCUUUGUCAGCAGGCUGAGUGAAGAAAAGAAUAAUUUGAGGAAUGCUGUUAUGAAACUGGAGGAAGAACUGAGAAGAUACCAGCACAGACAACCUUCUGGAGACUACUCUUCUAGACACUCAUUGGAUGUUGGAGUUAAUAUCGAUACUCUUGUUGCCUCUGAGAAGGAAAUUUGGAACAGAGAAAAGCUGUCACUGCAGAAAUGUUUGAAGCAAGCUGAUGCGGAACUCUCCAAGCUGAGAGCAGAGCUCAGGAGCGAAGCUUUCCUCGGAGAACUGGGAUCAGAUUCUGAAAAUGCUGUUUUAAGGAGAAUUUAUGGCAAAUACCUACGAGCAGAGAGCUUCCGGAAGGCUCUCAUAUAUCAGAAAAAAUAUUUGCUCCUGUUACUAGGCGGAUUCCAGGAGUGUGAAGAAGCCACGCUGGCCCUCAUUGCACGAAUGGGUGGGCAGCCUUCCUACACAGACCUUGAAAUCAUCACACACCAUUCCAAGGGCUUUACAAGAUUUCGCUCUGCAGUCAGAGUGUCCGUCGCAAUUUCAAGGAUGAAGUUCCUGGUUCGUCGAUGGCAGAGAGUUACGGGUUCUGGUCUACUAAUUAUCAAUAGGGAUGUCUUUAGCCAGAACACAGGUAAUGAAUUACGACCCGAUUCGUUCUCUGGUGGCGUGGAUCCUUAUGGAGAACAAAGGCAUUCCUACAGAUCCAGGUCAGACAUGGGGUCUCCUAGUUCUCCUGUGAACUUUCAACAUAAGUUCCACAGUGUGCACACCGAUAUAAACCCCGUCUCUUUCACCUGCUCUCAGCUGCAGAACUACGAUCCUGAAAGAGCUCUAACAGAUUACAUCCACCGGCUGGAGGCCCUGCAGAGGAGGCUGGGCAGCGUGCAGUCAGGGUCAACUUCGUACACUCAGUUGCACGUUGGUGCGAGGAGAUAAUACCACCCUCCGUCACUGGCAGUGGUGUUAAGGGAUUGCCUUCUGCAAACCUGUGCUCUUCCUGUGCUGUUGUAUGAUGUGUAUAUUGUGGGACCAAUAUGAACACAGCUGGACAACUGCACGCUGUUCCAUCCUGGCACACCCACGCAGACAGUGGUUUGUGUAUAUAGGCACUUUGUCUUCAAAGAAACAAAAACAAAGAAGAAAAAAAACCCAAAACCAAUCCCCCUGCCCCCCAUUAAAUUACAUGUAUAUUUGUGGAACGCUAAUUUAAAUGAUUAACUUAUGAAGUGUGUAUUUAUCAAAAGGGUGCGAAGAUGAAACUUGUGCAUUGGUGAAAUUGAGCAACAUUCAGCAAAGUUUACUUGCACUUUUUCUGGCAAGGCUACUGAAGUUACGACUCGUAAUAUUUGCUACUGGCAGUGCAGACAGAAUAUCACUUGUAGAGACCUAUUUUUGUAAUGGUAGAAGUUUUGAAUUUUAUGGGUAUUUUGUCAAAGUACUGAAAUAAAGAUGACUUCAUGCUUUUAA
Calidris pugnax (ruff) is the source of this 12257-nucleotide messenger RNA. RefSeq names its product A-kinase anchoring protein 9 (gene AKAP9). Gene Ontology annotation, cellular component: centrosome; cis-Golgi network; Golgi stack. Gene Ontology annotation, biological process: regulation of Golgi organization; maintenance of centrosome location; regulation of ventricular cardiac muscle cell membrane repolarization. Gene Ontology annotation, molecular function: potassium channel regulator activity; protein kinase A regulatory subunit binding; molecular adaptor activity. Lineage: Eukaryota; Metazoa; Chordata; Aves; Charadriiformes; Scolopacidae. The transcript has 48 exons. The coding region runs from base 177 to 11726 and encodes 3849 amino acids. The record is from RefSeq and is a predicted model, not a curated record.